AAGAAGAAGAAUAAGAAGAUGCUUGCUUGUCUUGGUAGAAAAUGGAUGAGAUUGUCAACGAUGAAUCUAAAACCAACCUGGAACUUCGUAAACGCCGUUGACGCAAGUAGAACAAUUGUGAGAGGAAUAAGCGGUGGAGGAGCUGAAACGGUAGCUAAAGAGAGAGUUGACACUGUCGUUAUCGGUGCCGGAGUCGUGGGUUUAGCGGUGGCGCGUGAGCUCAGUCGCCGCGGUAGAGAAGUGCUAAUCCUUGAAGCAGCCUCAUCGUUCGGUACCGUGACGAGUUCCCGCAACAGUGAAGUCGUCCACGCCGGAAUCUAUUAUCCACCAAACUCUCUAAAGGCCAAGUUUUGUGUAAGAGGGAGGGAAUUGCUGUAUAGGUACUGCUCAGAAUAUGAAAUCCCUCAUAAGAAGAUUGGUAAGCUUAUCGUUGCUACGGGAUCUUCUGAGAUACCGAAACUGGAUCUAUUGAUGCAUCUUGGAACUCAGAAUGGAGUCUCGGGUCUAAGGAUGUUGGAUGGUUUUGAAGCUAUGAGAAUGGAGCCACAGCUUCGUUGUGUUAAAGCAUUGCUAUCUCCUGAAUCUGGGAUUCUUGAUUCACAUUCCUUCAUGUUAUCUUUAGUGGGAGAAGCAGAGAACAAUCACGCAACUUUCUCAUACAACACGGUGGUUUUAAACGGUCAUGUUGAAGAAAAGAAGAUGCAUUUGUUUGUUGCUGAUACCAGAUUCUCUGAAUCUCAGUGUGAGGCAGAAGCACAGCUUCAGCUUAUCCCUAAUCUCGUUGUUAACUCUGCGGGACUAGGUGCUCAAGCUCUAGCAAAGAGAUUCCAUGGCUUAGAUCAUCGAUUUGUUCCUUCGUCUCACUAUGCCCGUGGAUGCUACUUUACACUAUCAGGCACAAAGGCUCCGCCAUUUAAUAAACUUGUGUAUCCUAUACCUGAGGAAGGAGGUCUCGGUGUCCAUGUCACUGUAGAUUUGAACGGACUUGUUAAGUUUGGACCUGAUGUAGAAUGGAUUGAAUGCGCAGAUGAUACAUCAAGCUUCCUCAACAAAUUUGAUUAUCGUGUAAACCCACAACGAGCAGAGAAAUUGUACCCAGAGAUCAGAAAGUACUAUCCGGAUCUCAAAGAUGGAUCAUUGGAACCCGGUUAUUCAGGCAUCCGUCCUAAGCUUUCCGGACCAAAACAGUCUCCUGCAGAUUUUGUCAUACAGGGAGAGGAGACUCAUGGAGUUCCUGGUUUUGUUAAUCUCUUUGGCAUCGAAUCACCUGGUUUAACUUCAAGCUUGGCUAUUGCAGAACAUAUAGCAAACAAACUUUUGAGAUGAAUUUGAGUUAAAAAGUCUACAUACAUUUGAGAACAAAGGUGGCCUACAAGAAGAAGGCCUGGCAGAUUUAAACGAUUUUCCCUUCUGUGUGAUCCAUUUAAACUUUUUCUAUAACUCUUUACGCUUUGUAAUCAAAUGUUAUAAACACAAGUUUUGUUC
Arabidopsis lyrata subsp. lyrata is the source of this 1485-nucleotide messenger RNA. RefSeq names its product L-2-hydroxyglutarate dehydrogenase, mitochondrial. The record is from RefSeq and is a predicted model, not a curated record. Gene Ontology annotation, cellular component: mitochondrion. The transcript is spliced from 5 exons. Bases 19 to 1326 code for a protein of 435 amino acids. Gene Ontology annotation, molecular function: (S)-2-hydroxyglutarate dehydrogenase activity; (S)-2-hydroxy-acid oxidase activity. NCBI's taxonomy places the organism in Eukaryota, Viridiplantae, Streptophyta, Magnoliopsida, Brassicales, Brassicaceae.